AUGUCCACUUCGGAUAGCGGUGGUGGAAACACCCCCGAUAUUGCGAAGAAGGAGAACGUGGCGGGUAGUCCUGCCACCAAGACAAAGACUGACACCGAAACAUCCGGUGGCAGCAAGAACAAUCGCCCUAGAAGACGCUCGAACACGAAAGGUGACGGAGGUUCCGGCUCCAGAAAUGGCAGUCGCAACAACAGCGUCAGCAAUAGCAAUAGUAACAACAAGAAUAACCACUCGAAUCGCAAAGAUUGGACUGAUAGAAAAAGCUUCAGUCAGGGUGGAAUAAGCAAGAAUAACAGCAAGUCGUCGCCGGGAGAGGAGCACAAGAGAACUAGAAGCUCUAACUCUCAAUCCGCGAAGCACGCACGUGACUCUACAAGAACCAUGUCGCAGGCGAGCAACGGAGAAGGACUCGAUUAUAGCGAUGAAUACGAGCUGGAAGAGCCAUUCUCGGACUCCGACGAUGAUGACACUCGCCCGAAGAAGCCGGAGAAGAUGAGCUUGGCAGUGGCUCGCGGUAGAAUCCGCACACUAUCUGGAACUGUCCCACUCGUUGGAUACUCUCCACGUUGGGGUGGCCCGACGAUGUGUGUCAGUUGUCUGGAAUUCUUCGAUCUCCCAGAGCAAGUCACCGGAUUCGCCGAGCAUCUUCUCAAGGAGCACAAGAUCGUCGUCUCCGAGAUGCACUUGAUUGUCGAUCCAAAACGCUAUAUCGAACAUUGGCGUCAACGUUUCGCUAAGGAGAGCAUCGACAACAUUUUCCCAAGAAUCGAGCCGGCUGAAGGUGACGCCUACUUUGGGGAGACCGACUAUUACUAUCUGAUGUCGGAGAACAUCGCGGAGGACCGCUCGUUGAGACAACGUCUCGCAAUGCGACGUCUCGAGGAGGCUCUUCAGUGUCAGCAACGCGAGCGUGAGGACACCUCAUUCCAACUUCAAUGCAUCUUCUGCCGCUACAACGCUCGUGGAAAUCGCUCGAAGAUCAUUCACCAUCUGUACAUGAUUCAUCAUCUCAACUUGGGAUCUCCGGAUAAUUUGGUGUUCGUCACCGAGUAUAUCGAGCAUUUGAAGGAGAAACUCCACCGCAACGAGUGCAUUUACUGCGAGAAGAUAUUCCCGGAUCGCAAUACUCUCAUGGAUCACAUGAGAAAGAGAAACCAUCGUGAGGUGAACCCGAAGAAUCACUACUACGACAAGUUCUACAUCAUCAACUACUUGGAGCUUGGCAAACGUUGGCUCGAUGUGCUCGCUGAGGACUUUGAAGACACGAUGCCGACGUUCCAGGAUUCUGAUGAGGAGGAGGAAGACAAUGAAUGGUGUGAGUGGGAAGAAGACAACCUCGACGCUGAUGAGACCCGCGUUGUCUGCCUUCUUUGCGACGCUAGUGAAGACAAUGCUCAGUCGCUUCUCGACCAUAUGAAGACCACUCACGAUUUCGAUCUUCUGAAGAACGUUGAGGACAACAAACUGAACAGCUAUCAACGUCUCCGUCUCAUCAACUACAUUCGCAAGCAGAACUAUCAUGCGGAUUGCUGGGUGUGCCAGAAGACCGAGUUCGAGAACCCACUUGCUCUUCAGAAGCACAUUUUGGACCACAAGCCUUUGACUCACCUCCCCGACGCGUCUGUCUGGGAUACCGAGGAGAACUUGGUGCCAAUUUUCGGCAACGAUCAUUUCUUGUGGAUGCUCGAGUCGAUUCUUGAGGAGAGUGAGAUCACGUGCAGCAGUGACGAUGAGGGUGGAGAGAGCGAGGAGCGACUUGCGAAGCUCGUUCUCGAGAGUAAGAAUAAUACUGUCGAAGGAGUUAUCGCUGAAGACCUUCCAGAAUUGUCGGAACUCAACGAAGACGACCUCAACUCUCUCAUGUAA
This is a messenger RNA of Caenorhabditis remanei, 1866 nucleotides long. RefSeq lists its product as uncharacterized. The record is from RefSeq and is a predicted model, not a curated record. Bases 1 to 1866 code for a protein of 621 amino acids. The transcript has 5 exons. NCBI's taxonomy places the organism in Eukaryota, Metazoa, Nematoda, Chromadorea, Rhabditida, Rhabditidae.